AUGGCCUUUGAGAUUGCGCACAAACCUGUCAAUGCGGCCAUUCCCGCAAGCAUGACCAAGAACAACGUCGGCAAGUACGCGGUCGCGGGCUUCUUGACCCUGACGACGGCCACGAUCGGCUUCAUUCACGUGUACCUGCCAUACUACACAGAGCUCGGGCAGCAAGUGCACGACCGCGCCGCCUUGAACCGCGAGCGCGGUGGGUCGGGCGAGACGUCGCAAGUCUCGGGCUCGAUGUGGAAGAACAUGCGCCAGCAAGUGCAGAGCCAGAAAGAGUCCAAGUAAAGCGCAAUAGACGACCCGCAACUUGAUAUGCAGCUCGUCGACACUCAUGACCAUGAUGAGCUUUCGGCGCCAAUGUGGGUUGCGGCGGGCGUGCCGCUACGCUGUACGUGCAACCUUGGUGACGGUCCAAACAACGAUAUUCGUAUCAACUCCA
Molecule: messenger RNA, 439 nt
Organism: Saprolegnia diclina VS20
Lineage: Eukaryota; Oomycota; Saprolegniomycetes; Saprolegniales; Saprolegniaceae
Exons: 2
Coding region: 1-285 (94 amino acids)
Source: RefSeq, a predicted model, not a curated record